AGGGAGGAGGGAGGGAGCGAGCCCGGAGCCGGAGCCGACGCUCUUCGUAGCUGCAGCCAUGUCCUACAAGAACGUCCUGUUGACCGGCUGCUCCUCAGGCAUCGGCCUGGCCCUGGCCAUCCGCCUGGCUAAAGAUGAGCUGAAGCGUUUCCGAGUGUUUGCCACCAUGAGGAACCUGGAGAAGCGGCAGGCACUGGAGGAGCAGGCGGGAGAGAGCCUGGAGCAGACCCUGGAGAUCCGGGCUCUGGACGUGACCAGUGAAGAUUCCAUCCGCCAGUGUGUGGCCAGUAUUCCCGACCGGCGGGUGGAUGUGCUGGUGAACAACGCCGGCAUCGGGCUGAUUGGGCCAAUGGAGAGCCAGAGCAUCGGCACCAUGCAGCGGGUCUUCGACACCAAUUUCUUCGGCCUGGCACGGCUGGUGCGCGAGAUCUUCCCCGAUAUGAAACGGCGGCGCCAGGGCCAUAUCGUGGUCAUGAGCAGCAUCCUGGGCCUGCAAGGUCUCCUCUUCAAUGAUGUCUACUGUGCUUCCAAGUUUGCAGUGGAGGGGUUCUGUGAGAGCCUAGCCCUGCAAGCCCUUAAGUUUGGGGUGAACAUCAGCCUCAUUGAGCCAGGCCCAGUGGUUACGGAGUUCGAGCGGAAGCUGUAUGCAGAAGCUGCUAACAUGGACCUGUCAGGCGUGGACCCCGAAACCCUUCAGAUCUUCCAGGGUUUCUACAUGACCUACUCCAAGGAGGUUUUUUCAGUGCUGGGCCAGACCCCGGAGGAGGUGGCUGAGGUACACACCGCCCUCCUCCCUCCUCCCCCUCUACCCAGGAUUCAGCUCCUGAGUCACCCCAAUCCCCUCCAGCCCCACUGCCCACCCAGGGCAUGGGAUGGGCAAACCGGGGGACUGCAGGUUCCUCUCCUGCCUGUGGGGGAAACUGAGGCCCUACCCAGGCCUGGAGGUCCAGGUUCCUGUGUUCCCCCCUCCCAUCACCCUGACAGAGCUGCCCCCUCUCCCGCCAGCAUGUGCUGAAGGUGAUCGUGGCGCCCAGCCCACCCUUCCGCUACCAGACCAACAGCGUCUACACCCCCCUGACCACGCUCAAACAUGCCGACC
Molecule: messenger RNA, 1099 nt
Organism: Ornithorhynchus anatinus (platypus)
Lineage: Eukaryota; Metazoa; Chordata; Mammalia; Monotremata; Ornithorhynchidae
Product: retinol dehydrogenase 8-like
Exons: 6
Coding region: 59-1015 (318 amino acids)
Biological process (GO): estrogen biosynthetic process
Cellular component (GO): cytoplasm
Molecular function (GO): estradiol 17-beta-dehydrogenase [NAD(P)+] activity
Source: RefSeq, a predicted model, not a curated record